ACUACAGAAAAUUAUUAGUUCUAAUUCUAGUUCAUUACAAAACCCUAUUGUUAUAAUUUUAAAAAAAAUAUUUAAUUUAGUUUUUACUUAAUUAAUAAAAUGUGAAUCUUUUAUUAUUAUUAUUAUUAAUCAAGAAUUAUAAAAGCUAAAGUAUUAAAUAGAAAUAGAAAUAGAAAUAAUGAUGGCUGCUACUUGUUGUGUUUGUCGACGUCAUUUGUCAAAGGAAAUCGAUAAAAAGAACAUCUUCAAAAAUAGUCUUGUGAUUAAAUCUAAUUUAGAUAAAACCGAGGAAAAAUGUACAUCAAGUGAAAAAAUGAGGUUAUACUCGGCAAUAGAAUUAAUCAUCGGGCGAAAGCUAUCCAAAUCCAAAGGAUCACAAUUCAAUAUCUGCGAUCAAUGUUAUCGAAAAUUGGAAGAUUUAAUAAAUUUCCGAGCUCAAAUGUUGAUAUCUUUUGGAACAACAUUUCAAGAACAAAAUUCUUGUUUAUCUAUGCAAGAAAUAAUUUCAAACAGUAAAAGAGAAAAACCAGAAGAAUAUUCCAAAGACAAUUAUCUAAAUUUUAAUGAAACAUCGAAUUGUCCUAAACAAACAGAUAAUCAAUUGGUUUCAGAUGAUCUAAUAAAUGUUGAUGAAAACAGUGAUUCAAUUGAUUUUACAACUAUUUACAAUUACAAUGAGAAUAAAAAUGAUUUAAAAAAUAGUAGCAAAUUAAAAACAGAUCAAAGAAAUAACAAUCUAAACGAUUCGGAUUCUUCGAAUGAUAAUAUAGAUGUUCUAAAUUGUGUUGAUAGUCCUACACGAAUUUUAAAAAAUGAUAUUGAAUCAGACAUUGAUGUCUGUUCCGGUGAAGAUGAUGAAAUUUUAGAAAUAGAAGCCACUAAAAGAAAUGUAAUUUUAAAAGAAUCUGAAAAUUCAUCCGAUUCUGAAAUUGAAGUUUGCGAUUAUGAGCCAAUUGGAAAACGAACAAGAAAUUUCAGUGCUGUUCAUUCAUCGAUUAACAUUUAAAUGUUUAAAUAUAAAAAUUCAUUUCAUGAAUCAAGUGGAAUAUUUCGUUUUGUAUCAAUAAGGUGUGUGUACAAAAAAAAAAAUUUAUUUAAUAUUUCUCUAUAGUAGAAAUAAUUUCUGCAUUUGUAUUUGUGUUCUAUGUUUACUAAUAUUUAAUCUAAAUUAAACUAUUAAAUUUAAUAAUGCUGAAUCUAAAGUACAAAUUAAACCAUAAGAAAAUGGACAAAUUUUAUAAAUCUGACAACGUUGUCUUUAAAUUUACGUGUUGUUAUGUAUUAUUAGUAUUAUAAAUGAAAAUUACUCUUAAGAAAUUUAAUAAGGAUAAAUAAUCUGUGAUAAAAAAAACUUGAAUCAAAAAUAUUUUUAUCACUAAAUAUUACUAUUAAUUUUUUUCACUUUAAUCUCCGACAAAAAAACUUCUUUUGUUUUUAUAACCAAUGUUUGCGUUUAUUACUAUCUUUUGUAAAUAAUUAAAAU
Molecule: messenger RNA, 1483 nt
Organism: Leptopilina boulardi
Lineage: Eukaryota; Metazoa; Arthropoda; Insecta; Hymenoptera; Figitidae
Product: serine/threonine-protein kinase pakA-like
Exons: 3
Coding region: 179-1006 (275 amino acids)
Source: RefSeq, a predicted model, not a curated record